AUGUUAGCGUCCAUUUCACACAUGGAAUCGGUACGCUCUUAUCCCGAAACUCCCACUGGCUCCAUGCGACAGCCAUCUUGGGAGGACUUGGACGCUGCUCAGCAGCUGAUCUCGUCUGCGCAGGCGGGUCGUGAACACCUCGCUCAGCACCACGUUGAUGCUUCUGGUUUCAAGACAUUAGGGAGUCCUCCGCCGAAUCAGGGAUCCGCGACGGGCCAAUUGAGUCGGGAAACAUCCGCUAGUGCCCAGGACAAAACAUCUCCAAGGGCGCAGAAGGAUACUUCUUUUCUGGGACACUCUUGCAGUAAUUGUGGAACGAAAUCCACUCCACUUUGGCGCCGCGCUCCUACGGGAGCGAUGAUCUGCAACGCCUGCGGUCUUUAUUUGAAAGCUCGAAACGUCGCUCGUCCCACGAAACGAAAUCGCAUGCAACAAGGCCCGGAGGCUGAUAAGCCAGCGGUGCAUAACCACCAGCAUGAUCAUUCGACUCAGUCAGAGGGCGGCUGCAAGGGCUCUUGCCCCGGUGGUGGAAGUUGCAAUGGUACCGGUGGAGCAGAAGGAUGCGAUGGCUGCCCGGCCUACAACAACCGUAUCUACAAGGCUUCGCAUCGCGGUGCCGCUCCCGUUCACGGAUCAUGGGGUCGGACAUCUGCCCCUGAGGCAGAGCCAUUGCUUCCUCCUCAAGAACCGGAAGCUCCCGCGAAAAACACUUCUGCCGAUAGCAACUCGACGCUGGUUGCAUGCCAAAAUUGUGGGACGACUGUGACUCCUCUCUGGCGACGGGAUGAGCAUGGUCAUCCCAUUUGCAAUGCCUGUGGACUUUACUACAAGCUGCAUGGCUGCUAUCGCCCCACAACAAUGAAAAAGUCGAUUAUCAAGCGUCGCAAGCGUGUUGUUCCUGCUUUGCGGGACCAGUCUCCCACUGCUGCUACCCAGUCCUCUAAUGGAUCAUCUGCAUCCCCCGAAGCAUCCCCGGCUGUCCUGGCUCAUCACGACGAACACUAUCGUUACAUGAGCAGCGAGCCUAUGGAUUAUCCGCGGCCUACGUCGUUCGCUCCACCUCCUGUGGACUUCACCGGCUUCCACAUCAGCUCUGCUGCUGUCCCCCUUCAUACUCUCCCAAAACUGAUGGAGCCCGAGCGCCUCGGUCAUUCUCCUGGGCCACAAUUCGGACGACGAUCUGCGUCACCAAAUACACUUGGUCUUCCAAAGAAACGGACCCUCGCCGAAGCUUCAGAAGCGGAUCAAAUUUCCACUUCUUUGGAUUCCGGUUCCAAUCAGCUGCCGCCCAUUAUGUCUUCUGCCAAUCCAUCGCCCCAAGGCCGCCUGAGCUCGAUCUCCUCCAUUUUGAACCAGGCGGAUCCUCACGCCCGGUUGAAUCCCCCUCAUAUUGGCCGGUCUCAGGCAUACCAGCCCCCAAUGACCUCAGCACCGCACCAACCGCAGACUCUUCCCGGCAUUUCUUCUCUCUCAGAUCCUGUCGCCGACCGCGAACGUCGCGCCCGAUUGGAACGUGAAGCCGAACAGAUGCGCGAGAUGCUGCGUGCGAAGGAACGGGAACUGGCAGAGAUGCGCCACUAA
Penicillium atrosanguineum is the source of this 1581-nucleotide messenger RNA. It is a transcript of the gene sreA, whose product is annotated as siderophore transcription factor SreA. Lineage: Eukaryota; Fungi; Ascomycota; Eurotiomycetes; Eurotiales; Aspergillaceae. The coding region runs from base 1 to 1581 and encodes 526 amino acids. Gene Ontology annotation, molecular function: zinc ion binding; DNA-binding transcription factor activity, RNA polymerase II-specific; RNA polymerase II cis-regulatory region sequence-specific DNA binding. The record is from RefSeq and is a predicted model, not a curated record. The transcript is spliced from 3 exons. Gene Ontology annotation, biological process: positive regulation of transcription by RNA polymerase II; negative regulation of transcription by RNA polymerase II.